AUGGCCGAGCUGUGGGAAUACAACCUGUCGACCACGUGGAACCGCUCCGCGGUGCCGCCGGAGAACCGCUUCAGCAGCCUGGACGACAUCGACGUGCCCGCCGACGGCUCCCCGGCGCUGCGCAUCCUCAUCUCCAUCGUGUACUCGGUGGUGUGCGCCGCCGGCCUGGUGGGGAACCUGCUGGUUCUGUUCCUGAUGAAGCCGCGCCGCGGCCGCAGGAAGCGCUCCAGCAUCAACCUGAUCAUCCUCAACCUGGCCGUGACGGACUUCCAGUUCGUGCUGACGCUGCCGUUCUGGGCGGUGGACACGGCGCUGGACUUCAGCUGGCCGUUUGGAAACGCCAUGUGCAAGAUCGUCCUCUCCGUGACCGUGAUGAACGUGUACGCCAGCGUGUUUUUCCUCACCGCCCUGAGCGUGACUCGGUACUGGUCCGUCGCCUCGGCGCUGAAGGACCGCACGCGCAGACGGGUGUGCCCGGUGCGCUGGGUGAUCGCCGGGCUCUGGGUGUCCGCCGCGGUGGCCUCUCUGCCCACCGUCAUCUUCUCCGCGGUGAGAGACGUGGCCGGGGAGAGGCUGUGCCUGCUGGGAUUCCCGGACGGCCGGCCGUGGCUCGCGCUGCACCACCUGCAGAAGAUCGUGGUGGCCUUCGUGCUGCCCAUGCUCAUCGUGAGCGUCUGCUACCUGCUGCUGCUGCGCUUCGUCCGCCUGCGCAGCAUGAACAACAACCAGGUGAAGCGCCGGUCCCGGGUGACCCGCUCCGUCACCAUCGUGGUCCUGUCCUUCUUCAUCUGCUGGAUGCCCAACCACGCCAUCACCUUCUGGGGCGUCCUGGUCAAGUUCAACCUGGUCAACUGGGACAAGACCUACUACAUGGUGCACACGUACGUCCACCCGCUGACCGUGUGCCUGGCGCACACCAACAGCUGCCUGAACCCGGUGCUGUACUGCCUCAUGCGCCGGGAGUUCAGGAAGAAGAUCAAGGAUCUGUUUUGGAGGAUUUCCUCGCCCUCCGGCUCGAACGGCUGCCACCUGCGGCCGUUCUCCGGGACCGUGAGAGCGGAGCCGGACGACACGCAGAUCGCCGUCCCGCUCAACAACAUGGACACGGAGAACUGCAGGCUGUCAGUUUUAACCGAUCAGUGCGACACGGAGGUGCUGCAGAGGUAAACAGCCCGCGGCAGAAAAACACCAGAGCCUGGUUGAUUUUAAUGCAGCUUGAAUCCCGCCGACACCAGUUUCUGAUUGUUGUUUUUACGCAUUGAUCACGGACUGACAUGAGGGGAAAACACUUCUACCUUCUCGUGACUGUUGGUGAUU
This is a messenger RNA of Salarias fasciatus (jewelled blenny), 1317 nucleotides long. RefSeq names its product relaxin family peptide receptor 3.3b (gene rxfp3.3b). Gene Ontology annotation, biological process: positive regulation of cytosolic calcium ion concentration; cell chemotaxis; calcium-mediated signaling. NCBI's taxonomy places the organism in Eukaryota, Metazoa, Chordata, Actinopteri, Blenniiformes, Blenniidae. The record is from RefSeq and is a predicted model, not a curated record. The coding region runs from base 1 to 1167 and encodes 388 amino acids. The transcript has a single exon. Gene Ontology annotation, cellular component: external side of plasma membrane; membrane. Gene Ontology annotation, molecular function: C-C chemokine receptor activity; C-C chemokine binding.